AUGCCAGGAUUAGAGUCACUGAGGCACAUCGGACUGAGUGGGUUUUAUGAUGAGUACAGCUUGAAUGCUAUAGUGAGAGCAUCAAUCACUCUUCAGGUGAAUAAAGGCAUCUACUUUAACUUCCCAUGUCGCCGUCAGAGCUGUGCAAAUGUAAACAUCCCAGCACCAUGUGUCAACAAAAUGAUUUCGCACAUCGAAGAGGUGGAGUCAAAAAUACAGGAGCAUUUGAAACAGUUUGAAACUUCUUUUGAAGAAUGGAGCAUAACUUCUUCCACAAAAGACUGGAGUAUUGCUGCACCAGUGGAAGAAGUCAAGCCAGAAGAGAGAGAUGAAAAGUGUUCUGAGUUAAAGAAAGAAAUGCAAACAUUGCUAUCAGAGGCGAUCCACCUUAUUAAAUGUCUAGAAACUGACAGGGCAAUUGCUGAAGAAACUUUAAAUCAACAAAAAUUAAGAAAGGGAAGGAUUACCACAAAAAUUGAUGCAUGGUCAAUCUGGAAACUUCAAGAGCUCCCAAUAGCUGUGCAGAAAGAACAUGAUGCCUAUUUGAGAGAUAUUAUAGAAUUGCAGUGGCAUCUCGAAAGUAGAACUCAUCAACUGGAACAUGUGGAGAAACAAAAGACAAAGCUAGAAGAAGCCAAUGCAAAGAUUCAGACAGACAUGGAUUACAUGCUUCAGCAUGGUCCUCUACUGCAAUCAAAGCGGAGGCAGGAGCUCCAGGUUAUUAAGGAGCGUUAUCAAAAGAAAGCUGAGGUAGUGGAACAGUACAGACAAGUUCAUGAACAACUUGAAGAACUUAAAGAUGCCUUUGAAAAUUCCAAAUUGAGAGUUAAAGAAGCUAAAGAAAGAAUGGAUAAAGAUAUUUCCCUUGAUGAAGCAAGCAUAGAGAAGUACAAGAGAGAACUGGAUAGACUUAACAAUCUAUUUAAUCGCUACUCUUUAUCAAUAAAAAGUGCUAGUGCUCAUAUAGAAGAAAAACAAGAGGCAAUGAGUGAAGCAUUGAAAGAAACAGAGUCAUCAUCAUCAGAAUUAUCUGCUUUGUCAAAAACACUAGCACGUUUGAAGAAACUUUAUGAUGAACAGUGCUUGAAGAAAAGUAAUUAUCAACAGCACUAUUUAGAAGUACUUAAUAAGUUCUAUGUCACAAAAAGUUCAUGGGAUACUGAACUUUCUAAUGUGGCAAAAGACUUUUCAGAUGUUUCAAUAGCACAUACUCAAGGAACAGAAGAAAAUGAAAGACUUUUACUUGAUUUGGAGAACAUGACAAAGGAAAUCAAUGACAGUGUAAAGAGAAAAAAUGAUUAUGAGUCUGAGAUUCAAUCUUUGCUGAAAACGAGGGCAAAGAAUGAAGAGUUUAUCAAAUAUCUCUACAAGGAUGCAUAUCAUGUUGGUGCUCAUUUUCAUUUGGCCAAAUAUAAAAUAGAAGAAUUGGAAGAUAAAAUAGCAGAAGUGAAAAGAAAAUACAAGAAUAGAGAAGAUUUCUUGAAAAGACGUAUUCGAAGUCAAAUUGCUGCUGGGAUGAUGAUUCAGAAAAAAAUAUAUUCUGUUCAAGAUGAUCAGAUGAAUGAGAAGAAAGAACUUUUGAGACAGAAAGCAGUAUAUGCUCUAGCUCUGCAAGAAAUCCAAGAACCUCUGCUCCGACUAGAAAGUGAUGCUGUACACCUUGAAACUCUCCAUCAAGAACAGUAUAAUUUACUGAACGACAUAAUUGAAAGAAGAGAAUUUGUUAGAAAGAAGGUGGAAAAAACAAAGAAAAAAUUGCGAAGAAAGGGGAAGAAAGCCCGUGAGGCACUAAUAGAAACUGGGGAAAAACGUUCAGCAGUUUUUCAAGAGUUAGAGUCAACUAAAGGCAAAACAUAUGCUUUUAAUGUAAAAAUAAGUGAAUUGAAAAUAGAAUUAAAAGAACAGGAAGAUGAAAAUGUAGCUUUUGAAAAGAAAAUUGAACAGUUAAAGGAGAACUUUUUAGUUGUAAGAUUUAAAAGGGAGAAUGCACAAUCUAUAUUUGAUCAUUUCAUGGACAAGAAAAAAGACUGUGAAGAGAGAAUCUUUGAGGAAGACCAGAAAUUUACAAUGCUCUUUAAUACAAGGCAAAAGACUCUGAAAGAUAUUAAAGAAUUGCAAGAUAAUUCCCUGAAAGAAAAUCUACGUUUAGCUCAAGAGUAUCAAAAACUACUGGAAACUUUCUUAAAAGAAAAAGACAAAUACUUCAGUAUGUACAGCAGACAGUUAUCAGUUGAUGCUUCAGUUAGCGAUAAGAAACAGUCUCGAGGAUUCCUUCCUAGAAAACUUCCUAGCUCCCUAGCCAUCAUAUUAGACAAACUCUCAAAUUUUCAGCUCUGUCAGCUGCAGAGAAAGCUCCACAAGCGGUGGCAGGAGUACUUCAGACUGGUGGUCCUCUUCCACCAGAUGCAGCUGGACAAGUUCCAGGCAGAAUCUCAGGAGAGUAUUCAGAAAAUAUUAGCUGUGCAGGCUUUGCAGAUGCCAUUUCGGCUGUUUUAA
Sciurus carolinensis (gray squirrel) is the source of this 2496-nucleotide messenger RNA. RefSeq names its product coiled-coil domain containing 178 (gene Ccdc178). NCBI's taxonomy places the organism in Eukaryota, Metazoa, Chordata, Mammalia, Rodentia, Sciuridae. The record is from RefSeq and is a predicted model, not a curated record. The coding region runs from base 1 to 2496 and encodes 831 amino acids. The transcript has 22 exons.